GCGCCGAGGGUCCGAAGUAGAUGCUAGCCCUCGCAGGGAGAGCAUGCUCCGCCAUUUCACGCUGCCUGGUUCCGACGCUGGGUCGGAAAGGGAAGCCAUUGCCCAUGUUCAGGGUGGUUCUCAGGUCGGUCGAGUGGGUCGGGUGGAUGGAGAUGAGGAUGUUGUUGGCUCUGAGGACCCGGACGGUCGAGUAUCUCCAAAAGACAAGGAUGACAGUGCGUGUAAAGAUGCGGGUGAGAACAAUCAAACGUCGCAUACGGACGAUGUUGGCACCUCCGAGGAUCAUGGAGCAUCGCAGACAGACGAGAACGACAGCACGGCAGACCGUGGGGACGAGCGUCCAGGACAAGAGGUUGCGAAUGGAACGGUCGAGUGCCGGGGAGAGGGGAGCUUCUUCUCACCGCAGAGGAAAUCGUGGAGGCGUGUAUGAUGGAUGCUGCUCGCAUGUUUAGGGAUGAGGAUGAGGAGUGUGGAGUAUCUCAAAGAGACGACGCUGAUACCUCCGGUGGUCAGAUAAAUGAUGCUGUUGGUUUGGAGGAUUAGGAGGGUGGAGCGUCGGGGACAGACAAGGAUGAAGAUCAAGACAGUGGAGUGUCUCAGACGGACGAAGCUAUUGCCUCUGAGGAUGAGGACAGUCAAGCAUCUCAAACGGAUGAUGCUGUCGGCUCUG
Messenger RNA from Aaosphaeria arxii CBS 175.79, 670 nucleotides. RefSeq lists its product as uncharacterized. NCBI's taxonomy places the organism in Eukaryota, Fungi, Ascomycota, Dothideomycetes, Pleosporales. The record is from RefSeq and is a predicted model, not a curated record. The coding region runs from base 44 to 430 and encodes 128 amino acids. The transcript has a single exon.